This is a messenger RNA of Ixodes scapularis (black-legged tick), 1709 nucleotides long. RefSeq names its product general transcription factor IIF subunit 1. Gene Ontology annotation, biological process: positive regulation of transcription elongation by RNA polymerase II; transcription initiation at RNA polymerase II promoter. Gene Ontology annotation, cellular component: transcription factor TFIIF complex; nucleus. Gene Ontology annotation, molecular function: RNA polymerase II general transcription initiation factor activity; DNA binding; TFIIF-class transcription factor complex binding. Lineage: Eukaryota; Metazoa; Arthropoda; Arachnida; Ixodida; Ixodidae. The coding region runs from base 32 to 1666 and encodes 544 amino acids. The record is from RefSeq and is a predicted model, not a curated record. The transcript is spliced from 12 exons.
UGCAACGUUAUCGCCUGCAGCUGCAGUUUCAAUGGCGGCUGCAGUAGCAAGUGGGUCGUCGAGUUCUUCGGGUAAUAACCAGGGACAAGAGUUCAUUGUGCGAAUUCCCAAACAGACGAAAAAGCGUCACCAUGUCAUGCGUUUCAACGCAGCGCACAAACAAGACAUUUCGAAGUGGACACAGAUCCGCAUUGAGCGGGAGAACAACUUGAAGGAGAUGAAGAUGGAGGACGACAUGCCCAAGUUUGGGGCCGGCAGCGAAUUCGGCCGGGACCAGAAGGAGGAGGCGAGGAGGAAGAAGUAUGGCAUCAUCAUGAAGAAGUACAACCCAGACGACCAGCCCUGGCUGCUCCGAGUGGGCGGGAAAGGCGGCAAGAAGUUCAAGGCGAUUCGGGACGGCGGUGUGUCGGAGAACACGUCCUUCUACGUGUUCUGCAAGGCGCCCGACGGCGUUUUCGAGGCCUUCCCCAUCGACGAGUGGUACAACUUCAACCCGGUCAACCGUUUCAAGGCUCUCACAGCCGAGGAGGCAGAGGUUGAGUUCGAGAGGCGCGACAAGGUGAUGAACCACUUCUCAAUCAUGGUGCGGAAGAAGAUGGGCAACGAGGACACUGAGGGCAUCAAGGAGGAGGGUGAGGAGGAGAAAGGAAAGGGCAAGAAAGGGAAGAAGGACAAGAACAAAGAGUUUAAAAUCUCAGAGAUGGACGACUGGCUGAGUGACUCGGACGGGGACGGCGACGAUGACGAGGAGGACAAGGACGACGACGACUCGAGCGCGAAGAAAAAGAGAAAGGCAAACGAAAAGGAGGACAAGAAAAAGAAGAAAAAGAAGGGGAACCAGUCGGAAGACGAGGCGAUGGAGGAGAGCGACGAGGGGGACUUCGACGACCGGGAGGUGGACUACAUGUCGGCGUCAAGCUCGGAAGGGGAGGAGCCUGAGGACGAGAAGGCCAAUCGGGAGAUGAAGGGCGUGGAGGACGAGGACGCCCUGCGGGCGGUGGACCAGUCGGACGAGGAGGAAGAGGAGGAGAAGGAGGAGGAGAAGCCCGAGGGGGAGGAGGAGCCUGCCAAGGAGGAGAAAGGGGCAGAGCCCAAGCCAAAGCCCAAGGCCGAGAAGAAGGACGUGCCGUCCAAGAGCACCUCGAAGGGAAAUUCGUCCGGAGAGUCUUCGUCCGAGUCCUCCGAUUCUGACUUCGACGACUCCAAGUUCCAGUCUGCCAUGUUCAUGCAGAAACCAAAGAAGAAGAACGGCUCGGAAGGCAGCAGCCGUGCCAACACCCCCACGAAGCACGUCAGCGACGAGAGGAAGAGCAAAGGGUCGUCAAGCAGCAAGGCCCUCAAGCGCAAAAUGAAGGAGGAAUCACCGGCGCCUUCCAAGAUGGAGGGUCCCAGCCCCAAGCGAUCUAGGGCAGAGGCCGGGAUGACGUCUACACCCCCGCUUCCAAGCAGUUGGUCCGGCAGCACAGAAGGGAUCACGGAGGACUCGGUGCGGCGGUACCUCCUGAGGAAACCGAUGACGACCACGGAACUGCUGCAGAAGUUCAAGUCCAAGAAGACGGGCAUGAGUAGCGACAAGCUGGUCAACACCAUUGCGCAGAUCUUGAAGAGACUUAAUCCAGAGAAACAGACCAUCAAGGGAAAGCUUUACCUGUCCAUAAAAGCGUGAUGCUGCUUAUUUUUGCAUCCUUUGCUACGAGGACGCCUGUUGA